This is a messenger RNA of Acanthaster planci (crown-of-thorns starfish), 1138 nucleotides long. RefSeq names its product membrane-spanning 4-domains subfamily A member 4A-like. The record is from RefSeq and is a predicted model, not a curated record. Lineage: Eukaryota; Metazoa; Echinodermata; Asteroidea; Valvatida; Acanthasteridae. Gene Ontology annotation, cellular component: membrane.
AAAGAUUGUAUAGCGCCGCGCGGCGCUAUACAAUCUUUGCUUCCGGCUGCAUGGUCUAUGUAUUUUGUUUACCAACAAACGCAGCAAGGGCGAACAACUAAACAAGGACAGUGAAACUGUGAUCAAUAACCAUCAUGAGUUAUCCACCUCCUUAUGAGGAGUUUCACCGGGAGCAACAAACAGACACACAGCAGCAGCAGCAACAAACCACGGUGAUGAUUCAGCCCAACCCAUCAGCUUCUCAUCAGUCCAGCACACGAGGCAGCUGGAAAGGUCUACAAAUCACUGGGUACUUGCAUGUAGUUCUGGGAAUCGUCUCUGUCUUAUUUGGAAUCCUUGCCUCAGUCUAUAAGGUGUUCUUGUACGCCAUUGGAAUUCCAAUUUGGACAGGAAUUAUCUUUUACAUAGUAACUGGUGUUUUGGGCAUUGCUGCUGGUGGGAAGCAGCGUCACAGUUUGGUGAUUGGGUACAUGACCAUGUCUAUCAUCACAGCUGUGGCUGGAUGCGCUGUUUGUGUGACUCAUGGAAUAGGUGUUACAAUUGGAGGAUUCCAGGGCUGUCCGGAUUUUGGAGCUUACUACUCGCCAUUUAACUUCGGAUGCUCAUCUACAUCUGGAACACGUGCUGCCAUUAAUGGUCUGAUCUCAGCGCUCGGUGUCACUGAGAUGAUUGUCGCCAUUGUUGGAGCCAGCCUGUGUUGUUGCACCUUCUGCUGUGUUCGUACUCCAAGCCAAGUGGUGACCUACACACCCCCCCAGCAGGGUAUGGCCCACUUUGCUGUCCCUCCUGAGGUGCAUUUGGGCAAUGUGGUAUAUCCUCCCCACCAAGUUGCUAUGUAUCCCACUCAACCUCAGUACCCAGUCCAGGCCAUUGGGCAGGUCAUGUACCCACCAACCACCCCCGGACAAGCACAGGCUCUGCCACAAGAGAAACCUCCUCUCCCUUAAGAUAUCCAAUGCCAGGGAAGAAGCUCUGCAAUCAUUGUGCCUGACUUCCUGAGGAUUUAUCGAGGCAAGGUUGUUGUAUUUCUUGUAACGAUAAUAUGACUUCAGCAGUGAAGAGCUUCAUUUUUGUCAUUUUUGUUCAUACUACAAACCUAAACUACACUGGACAGCAAAACUAACUUGCCACUUCUGUC